ACUGAAACUGAGAGAGAGAGAUAGAGAAAGAGAGAGAGAUGGAGGUGUCUCUUCUGUUGAGAAUAAUUUCUUCCAUGGCUGUCGUGGGACUGGUUGGCUUCUUCCUCCACCUCUACAGCACUGUUUGGCUAAAAUCCGAGAGGGUCAGAAGGAAUCUCCGACUGCAAGGCAUCAAAGGCCCUGCACCUUCUUUUCUGUAUGGGAAUCUUCCCGAGAUGCAGAAAAUCCAACAACAGCAAGAGUUGAAGCCUCCAAACCUGCUGGCUGCUGAGUUUGUAGCCCAUGACUACACCUCCACUCUCUUCCCAUACUUCGAACACUGGAGAAAACAAUACGGUCCAGUGUACACAUAUUCAACAGGAAUGAGGCAACAUUUGUAUGUGAACAACCCAGAGCUAGUGAAGGAGAUGAACCAGUGUAUGAGUUUGGAUUUAGGCAAGCCUUCUUAUGUAAGCAAGAGACUUGCACCCAUGCUUGGCAAUGGCAUUUUGAGGUCCAAUGGCAUUGUUUGGUCACAGCAAAGGAAGAUUGUUGCCCCUGAGUUCUUCUCAGACAAAGUCAAGGGCAUGGUGUGGCUGAUGCUGGAGUCUGGACAGACAUUGCUUAGAAAAUGGGAGGACUCCAUUGAAGCACAAGGCAGUGUGAGAGCGGAGAUUCAGGUGGAUGAGGACUUGAGAGAUUUCUCUGCAGAUGUUAUAUCAAGAGCUUGUUUUGGAAGCUCUUACGUAAAGGGCAAAGAGAUUUUCAAAAAGCUUAGAAGUCUUCAAGAAGUGAUAUCCAAGCAAAACUUCCUCUUUAGUAAUUUGGGUGGAUUGAAGAAGACAAACGAGAUAGGCUGUUUGGAGAGGGAGAUUGAGUCUUUGAUCUGGGAGGCAGUGGAAGAAAGAGAAGGCUCGUGUGACCAAAAAGAUUUGUUGCAGACAAUACUAGAGGGAGCCAUCAAUGACCAAACCCUAGGGAAAGGUUCAUCCAAGGGCUUCAUAGUUGACAACUGCAAGAACAUAUAUUUUGCAGGCCAUGAAUCCACAGCUGUUGCUGCCUCUUGGUGUUUGAUGCUUCUCGCUUUACAUCCCGAGUGGCAAGCCCGAAUCAGGACGGAGUUGGUUCAAGCUUGCCCGGAUGGCCUGCCGGACGCAAACUCCCUCCCUCAGUUGAAAACGAUGGCCAUGGUGAUUCAAGAAGUCAUGCGUCUAUAUCCGCCAGCCGCAUUUGUGUCGAGAGAGGCACUCGAAGACACUCAAGUGGGAAACAUGACCGUUCCAAAAGGCGUAUGCUUAUGGACAUUGAUCCCAACAUUGCACAGAGACACAGAAAUUUGGGGACCAGAUGCAAAUGAGUUCAAACCAGAGAGGUUCACCGAUGGAGUCUCAAAGGCAUGCAAGUUUCCCCAAGCUUAUAUCCCAUUCGGGUUGGGGCCUAGGACAUGUUUGGGCAAAAACUUAGCCAUGGUUGAACUGAAGGUUGUGCUCUCACUUGUUAUCUCCAAGUUUUCUUUCUCUCUAUCUCCAAAAUACAAGCAUUCUCCUGCCUACAAAAUGAUUGUGGGGCCAGGAAAUGGUGUACAUAUUAUUCUCCAGAAAAUCUGUUGACUGAUUGAAAAAUAAGUCAAAAUGAUUCAAGCAGAUGGAAGAGGAUCAUCUCUGCGAUCUUAGGGAUCUUCAUAUCUUAUCCAUUUAUCAUAUAUCAUGCGGCCAUUUUUCAUCAGAUAGUAUUUGUGUUUAAUUUUAAAUAAAAAAGUUAAAUGACUUUUAACAGCACGAUACACUAUGAAUAACUAAGAUGUGAGGAUCAAUAAGAUCUUCACAAUUUGGGUCCAGAUGGAAUCCAAACCCCAAGCAGAUAGCUAGGUGUUUGUUGAUCGGAAUUAUAUAGAUAAAAUAUGUCAUGUCUGCAAAAUGUGGGAUGGUGGAAUGUAGAUGAACGUUUUCUUAUAUAAUUUAUUGUUUUUUUUUUAAUUUCGUUGCUCAA
Malus domestica (apple) is the source of this 1968-nucleotide messenger RNA. Its product is annotated as cytochrome P450 714A1-like. Gene Ontology annotation, molecular function: oxidoreductase activity, acting on paired donors, with incorporation or reduction of molecular oxygen; iron ion binding; monooxygenase activity. Lineage: Eukaryota; Viridiplantae; Streptophyta; Magnoliopsida; Rosales; Rosaceae. The record is from RefSeq and is a predicted model, not a curated record.